Messenger RNA from Glarea lozoyensis ATCC 20868, 1026 nucleotides. RefSeq names its product Metalloproteases (zincins), catalytic. The coding region runs from base 1 to 1026 and encodes 341 amino acids. Lineage: Eukaryota; Fungi; Ascomycota; Leotiomycetes; Helotiales; Helotiaceae. The record is from RefSeq and is a predicted model, not a curated record. The transcript has a single exon. Gene Ontology annotation, molecular function: metallopeptidase activity.
AUGCUCUUUUUACCAUUGUUGGUAUGGUAUAUAUCUCUCGUGCUCGGCAUUGCACAAUCUUCCUCGUACAAGUCUGCAAUCAAACAGCGACAAGCUCCGGAUGAACCGCAACAGCUUCCUGGGGAACAACGAUUAAAUGACGCUGAUCAAGCUUGGUUGGAUAAUAUAAAGGCAGAAGUUGAUCUGUUUCCCCAUGCGGUGGAAGGAGACGAUACUCUAACAGUUGACCCACUGCAGGGUCCACCCUUCCGCCGGAUGGAAGGCGUUUUCCCUCAAACAUUAAUCUCCGGGGAGUGUACCGCAGAACAGGAAUCAAUAAUAAAGCGGGCUUGGGACGACGCGAAGUUAUUUACAGAAGCCCAAAACGGCAAGUGGAAGAAGGACUACGACUAUGACAAAACCCACAAAUUCUGGUUGGGGGAUGAUUGGAACGCAACAACUCAUCCUGAGGCGGGUGUUCGAGAGCGGGCAGUCAUUGUUAAUAGAAAGAUCAAACUUGUUGGAAGGCUGUUCAAAGAGGCACAUUUACAUCAUAAUCAAUGGUUCCUUUGGCGCUGCAACAAUGCAAGGAGACUGAACUGGGAAUGUAGCGAUGUUAGAAACGCCGGUACCUGGGCCGAGCAGUCCGAAAGAACCCAGAAUAUCAUGGAAAUGACGACUUUCUGUGAGAGCUUUUUUAAACUAGAGACGAUAGGAGGACAAGUCGCCCAGCAUAAAGACGACGCCGAUAAACUGGCCAAAAUAGGCUAUUUCGAACAAAGUACGGCGAAAACUUUACUACACGAGGUCUGGCACUACAACAUACUUGGCUGGCCACCGAUAGCAGACCUUGCAUAUGGAAUGUACAACUGCAGGAAGUUGGCUAUAGUAAACGGAACGAAACGAGCCUUCAUCAACUCAGAUUCGUACACUUUCGACGCUAUAAACAUUUAUCUUGAUAAUUUGAUUGACUAUCAUGAUGAUGAUCCAAAGGAUUCUGAUUAUCAUCCUGAAUCCAAUUCCGAUUCAGACGUUGAUAUGAAUUAA